AUGAGCCAGAGCCAGGUUAAGGGGGAGGAGGCCGGACUGGGCCAGGCAGUCUCUCCAGGGACGAGCCUGUGUCCCUUCACGUGCUCGGGAGCGGGAGCCUUGCUCCCGCCGCAGGUGCGGGGAGCUGGGAGCCCGACAGCCCUCGCCAGCUCCCCGCAGCGGCUGCGCACGGUCCCUCGGUGCCUGCCCGCCCCGCCCGCCCGGAGGCCUGAGCGAGGCGACGCGGGAGGAAUUCGAGCCAUUUCCUCUGCGACGCGCGGCACCGAUGCUGUCCUUAGUUUUCCUAGAUCUUCCCGCCUACCAUGCCCACGGCCUCUUCUCCACUCUAACUUGCGGGAGGAGCAGCUGUACAGGCUCCCCGGGAGAGAAGACAUUCUUUCAGCCUUUAACCGUUUGGAGGCGCGGAGAGGAAAUGCAGAGCCAGAGCCCCAGAAAAUGCUCAGCCAACUCAGGGUAAGCUGUGCAGAGGCUGCGGUCCAGGAGAUGGGAGAGCUUGGAACAAGAGGUGCGUCUGAGCCUGAAUUGCUCCAUCCCCACUGGAUAUUCAGGUUCUUAUCACUUUAUGCAAGAUUGAUUGCUGGACAGUGUCUAUCCCUGAUUGUCCCAUUUUGGAUUGGAUGCCCUCCUCAGGUGCAGUCUGCUGUGGCUGAAGAUUGGGGCAUGUUAUACAAAGGAGCUGCCAGGAGCCACAGUCAUGUGUGAGGUCUUUGCACAGGGAAAGGGAUGGAUUGUGUAACCUGGACCAGCACAAUACACAGUGCACUAAAAAGUGAGCUGUUCACAUCGACUCUGACAGAUGUCCUCUCUGCCUGGACCACCACCCUGCAGAAGUCUCUGUGACUUGCCCCUUUGCCACUGCCUCUACUUCUUUCAGGUCUGCACACAAGUACCCAUUAUCAGGGAGGCCUUCCCUGACAUCCACAUCAAAUAGCAUACACCACUUCCACUCUCAAGCCCUUUACUCUGCCUUGCCUGUCUUUAUACCCCUUAUAUAACCUGACACAUAUUUAUUAUUUGUUGUCUGUUUUGGUCACUACAGUAUCUCCUGAACCUAGAACAAUGCCAGGCAUAAAGCAAGGGUUCAAGUCAUUUGUGCAGAAUAAAUGAUCUCCUUCAGAACAAGAUCUCACCCUCUUCUACCACACACAACUGAUUAGAGCAGGCACUGAACAUGGAGCUUUGCUGAGGAUGGGCUCCAUAGGAAAUCAUAGGGAGACACUAAUGAGCGUUCCAGAGCCAGCACUCACUCACAAAUCCUAGCUGUUCUAAAAGGAAUAUCUCUUUAUUGAAUCUAUAACCUGUGACUACUACAGAGCUUGUGACCACCAGCUCACACUUUGUUCUUGCCUCAGAGUCUACAUGAAGCUUCCUGAUGGCCUUACAAACUUUUAAGCACAUAUGCUUUAAAAAACACAUCCUUCUCAGAGCUACACCACUGAAAGGUGUUCCUUCAACAACAGAAAGAUUUAUUACUUUCUUCCCCCACAGAAAAACCACAAAAAUAUUUCCUUCUUGACUGCAGCAGUGAGUUCCAAGUGUCAUUAAAGAACCGGGCAGAUGCUUCCUCCUAGCCCAUGUGGGAAUAAGUUAAGAUGAAGAACAGUUGAAACUCUGGUGCUGCACACAUGCCCCAUACCUUAUUCCCCUCUGACACAUCUUCUUCCUGUCUGCCUGGGGUCAGGGAUGUAGAGCUGUGUGUGACCUGCCUCGUGCAGCAGCUGGGGCUCUGGAACACCCCUGCCCCUUAUCCGUCUGGUAUUAAUAAUAGAUGGCUCUUAUUGAAUUAUGCACCUGCCAUAAACCAGGCACUGCACCUAACAAAUUGUUUCAAAUUCUUAACCCCCAAACUGCAAAAGAGCUGUAACCUGCGUGUCUGCUGCCUUGACAGCCCAUAUUCAUAAUAACAGAAACUAUCUUUCUGCCUCUGUCACCAAGAAUCACUUUUCUCCAGUAUAUUUGCAGAAAGGGAGCAGUCUCUCAUCUCCAAAGCCUGUCCAGGCUGCAGCCUCUUCCUCUGCUUUCAUCUGAUCCUAAAUGCCACACUCAGCCAGGGUCUCUGCUCACUGUAAUGUGGGUGAAGCCUGUGCUCUGGAGCUGCAUCUUCCCUUGACCUGACACUGAGGGUGGCCUCAGGGGCAUAGUAGGCAGAAUAAUGACACUUAAGAAUGUCCACGUGCGGGAACCUGUGAAUAUGUUACCUCACAUAGCAAAAGAACUUAACAGAUGUGAUUAAGUUAAGGACCUUGAGAUGAGGAGAUUAUCCUGGAUUAUCCAGGUGAGCAUGAUAUAAUGAUCAUAAAGGAAAGAGGAAGAGUCAGAGAAGACGUGGCAACGGGAGGAGAAGUCAGAGGGAUGUGAGCCGGGGGCCACGGAAUGCAGGCAGUCUUUAGAAGCUGGAAAGGGCAAGGAAACAGACUCUCUCUUAGAACGUCCGGAAGCAAUAUAGCCCUACUGAUGCCUUGCUUUUAGGUCUUCUGACCUCCAGACCAGUACGAUAAUAAAUCUGUGGUGUUU
Molecule: messenger RNA, 2514 nt
Organism: Manis javanica (Malayan pangolin)
Lineage: Eukaryota; Metazoa; Chordata; Mammalia; Pholidota; Manidae
Source: RefSeq, a predicted model, not a curated record